AAAAAAAAAACGAUUUUCUAUUUUAUUUAUAAAAAAUAAAAUUCUUUUUUUUUCUUUUAUACAUUAUAGCAUUUGCUGAACUUCAAACAGAUAUAGGAGAAAUAACAAAUGAUUUAUCACAUUCCGGUGUACCAUAUAAUGAUUAUCGUACAUAUUGUAUGAAAGUUUUAUUUCCAAAUGCUACUGAUGAAGAAAAAUAUAUGAUGCUUCAUAAUAUUGAAAUACCGCUAGAAGCUAAUAGACGAAAUAAUGUUCGACAAGGUCUUCAAUAUUUAUCUCAAUU
This is a messenger RNA of Rotaria sordida, 283 nucleotides long. The record is from the annotation of a GenBank genome assembly. Lineage: Eukaryota; Metazoa; Rotifera; Eurotatoria; Philodinida; Philodinidae.